This is a messenger RNA of Mangifera indica (mango), 1738 nucleotides long. Its product is annotated as protein S-acyltransferase 11. The coding region runs from base 217 to 1239 and encodes 340 amino acids. The record is from RefSeq and is a predicted model, not a curated record. The transcript has 5 exons. Gene Ontology annotation, molecular function: palmitoyltransferase activity. NCBI's taxonomy places the organism in Eukaryota, Viridiplantae, Streptophyta, Magnoliopsida, Sapindales, Anacardiaceae.
CAGUCCUACGUAUAUCAGUACUGAGGGAGGACGGCUUACACAGGUUUGACCACCAAAGUUGAUGUUGUAGUGUAAUGCCAAUAUUUAGCGCAAGUUGCCCACCUUCGCUCAGAUUGGUUGAUCCGGAAGCCCAAGCCAAGUCGAAGAACGAAAUUACAAUUUCGUUCUCCUUCGACUUCUCUUAACUGUGCUCUACCUUCGACACUAAAACCACACAUGGCCGCUUCGGCCGAUGAACACUUUGUGGCGACGACUGUUGAUGAUAAUGAGCCAACAUGCUGGGGUUGUGGAUUGCAUCUUAUUCUUCCAUCUUACACCCCUACUUUCAAGUGUGGUUGGUGUGGAGCCAUAACAAAUCAAAAUAUAUGGAAACGGGAAAGCAAAUACUCUUAUUGGAGACGUUUGCGUGACUGUUUCUUUGUUUGUGUCCUCCUCAUAUUUAUGCUAUUCGUCAUAUGUGGUGGAGUGUGGGCAGUAUACCCUGUUGUUUUCUCGAUUAGCUACUUUUAUGGGAUUUUUCACUUGACCAUCACGACGAUCCUGUCUAUAUCUACACUUUCUACUUUCAGCCUUGCAGCAUUCAGCUGUGCUGGUACACCGCCAAGCAUUAUGUGGGGUACCUACCCACUUGUGGGGAAAGGUGACCUUGAAAACUAUACCUUCUGUCACUAUUGUUCAAAACCAAAAUGUCCUAGAAGUCAUCACUGCCAGAUAUGUGGAAUUUGUGUACUUGACUUGGAUCAUCAUUGCCCAUUUAUCGGGAACUGUGUCGGUGCAGCUAAUCACCGGCACUUCAUCACUUUCCUCAUUUUAACGGUUGUCAGUACGAUUUAUGUUGCAAUCAUGUCUAUAAAUGCGGGGUUGCAAAUCUGGCCGCCUGUAUCAUUGAGGUCUCGUAUCCACUUACAUGGGCUCAGCACUGAUACUGCUUUGGCAAUUAUGAAGGAAAUCAUUCUUGCUUUGCUGAACUCUGCUGAGCAUUUGUCUACUAGGGGUCUUCUUCUUGUUUAUCUUUUCGUUGCUAGUAUAUCUGUAAAUGUUGGAUUAAGCGUACUUCUGUGGCAGCAGCUGCGUUUUAUAUACAAGGGUGAAACCUACUUAAGCCAUUUAGCUUCUCAAGGAAGUGAGCAGGAUGGAGUGAAAGAUUGCCAAAAUCUUUUCCAUUUUUUCGGUUGCCCAUAUUCUGUUUCGAGAUACUUGCCUAUCAUGCGCAGUUCCCCAAAAACACACAAGAAAUGAAAAGAUAUGUAAACGGUAAUAGAGGUUUUGGAAUCAUGCUCUCCACUACUUCCUUUGGUGCUUUUCAGAUUCUUCUCCACCAGCUCUUUAAAUGCUGAAGACCUCAGAAGUAGGCUUAGAGCAGUUGAUGAAGAAAAAGAUGAUGACUUGGAGCAAGGAGUAUAGAUAGGUAUCUUGGUAUGGAAAAUGUGUUGUGCUUCAGGGUUACAGUCUAAGGCUUUACUUCAAAAGGAUUGGAACUGAAGAUGGAGAGGUUUAGUUGUCUGGCCUUUAGAAUAAUGUAAUCGGAGAGAGUUGCCAUGGGCUGGGACUUGAAACUUAUUUUUUGUGCUUGGAAAGGAAGAGGAGUACAGCUCCUGGUUUUAGCCACCUGAUGUAUGUACUUUCAAAGUUGGUCACUGCAUUGAUCCCUCUGUACUCAAUUGCUGCAAUGUUAUAGGCAUGAGCAGCCUCCUCUUGGGUGCCUAUAAAGCAAUUCAUUAGUUUUGCAGGAUUUCAA